Molecule: messenger RNA, 2054 nt
Organism: Gasterosteus aculeatus aculeatus (three-spined stickleback)
Lineage: Eukaryota; Metazoa; Chordata; Actinopteri; Perciformes; Gasterosteidae
Product: ras-related protein Rab-18-B
Molecular function (GO): GTPase activity; GTP binding
Source: RefSeq, a predicted model, not a curated record
GUCACGCGUCGAAGGCGGAAGUUGCGUGACCAGCAGGCUGUCAGCGGAGCUGUUAGCCGAAAGCUGUUUUGAAAAAAGAUAAGUGCAAUUCACCGUGAAAAGCCGUCGACAACUGCAAGUGAGAGCAGCUUCCACAAGGAAUAUGGACGACGACGUGUUGACGACCCUCAAGCUGUUGAUAAUCGGGGAAAGCGGAGUCGGAAAGUCCAGUCUCCUCCUGAGGUUCACAGAAGACACCUUCGAUCCAGAGCAGCCUGCGACUAUAGGUGUGGAUUUUAAAGUAAAGACACUCUCAAUAGAUGGGAACAAAGCCAAACUCGCCAUAUGGGACACGGCGGGGCAGGAAAGGUUUCGCACCCUGACACCCAGCUACUACCGCGGUGCACAGGGAGUUAUACUUGUUUAUGACGUCACAAAGCGCGAGACCUUCACGAAGCUUGAAAAUUGGCUGAAUGAACUGGAAACCUACACAACACGCAAUGACCUUGUGAAGAUGCUCGUUGGGAACAAAAUAGAUCGGGAUGACCAUGAGGUGGACAGAAAUGAGGGACUGAAAUUUGCUCGGAAACACUCCAUGCUUUUUAUUGAGGCCAGUGCGAAGACAAAGGACGGCGUCCAGUGUGCCUUCGAGGAGCUUGUGGAGAAGAUCCUCCAAACUCCGGGGCUUUGGCAGAGCGAGAGCCACAGUCAGGGGGUCCGUCUGGACGACCAGGAGCAGGGCGGCAGGCGCGCAUGUGGAGGAUACUGUUCCGUACCCUGAAACCGGACCCAAGCAAACAAGCACUAAAGUAAUAGGAACGACUACAGAGCAGGAGCAGAGAGAAAAGGGAGUCCGUCGAAUGGACUCUGCUGUUUGCACACCUUUUUGGCCAUCAUCUGUUACUGCUUUCUGUUUAGAUCAUGAAUGAAUGAAAGGAUCAUGCGAAAAUACCCUCUUGCCUGAGGAGGUGUAGUGUUUUAAAUCGACAUAACAACACCAGGCGUGCGUCAUACGAGUGCACGUCUGGUUCAAAUUGCACUUAUUGGCAGCAGUGAUUCUGUUGUGCAUUAAGGCAUCAGGGUAAUAGAAUAGCAGUGCCUAAUUACAUAAACCAAUUUGUAGGUUACAGUACACAGCUUUACAAUUUUACCCCAAAUAGUUCGUUAUAAUCAAGACCGAAGUCCCCAGAAGAGCUCUGCUUAAACUUGUAAAUGUCUAAUUCUAAUGUUAAAAUGUUCUAGACAUGCGUUUUUAAACAUGCAUAUAUAACACAUCACUCGUGGUGGGAGAGGCUUGUUUUCAUGUGUGAGUUUGAGUACUAUCUGUCAUAAUGCACCACGGCACUGUGAAUGCUACCACAUAAGACCUUUCACAAUGGACCCCGGUGACCCAUACCACUUUAUUUUUACUGUUAAAGCUUCAAAAUGUAGAGAGGCUUUCAAAUUAAACCAUGUCCUUAUUUUUGUUUUUCCUCUCCUCUCUUCUUAUUUACAUCAAAAUAUGUAAGACAAGUAGCCGCCUUGAACUUUAAGAUUUCUUGCAACUAAACCCUUCUUUGUCUUUGCAUGUCUCACCUGGACCAUAACUUCUGCGAGCAAAAGUAUGAGGUUUACAGAAGUAGGAGCUCCUGCAAUAAAAUCUGCUCUUUUACUCACUUUACUUCACAGCUUUCUGUUGCCUAAAAAAGCAAGUGGUUUGCACAUUUAGUCUCAGCUCUGCUCUCUGAGCUGGUUUUCUUCCUGCGUUUAGCGGUUUCUGUGUGCUGCUGUGGUCCAUGUGAUGUCCCCGUUGGCUCAUUGAGGGCAUUUAUCUCACAUUGUAGCAGGAGAGCAUUCCUAAGAGCUUCCCGAGCUUUGAGUUGUUGUGUUGUUGCAAUCUGUUUGAAUUCCUUUUUCUCGUUUGAAAUGACCUUGUUAUUCCUUAACUUCUUUCUGUUGCUUUUGCUGUGCGCCCAGUUGAAUCAUAUUCAGCGAAUUGUUAAAUUGAUAUCUGCCUUAAGAUUGAAUGAUAUAGGCUGGAGUUACGGUGCAGUGACCGUUGUAUCAUUUCAAACUGAAAUAAACGGAAACCUGAA